UUUAAUCACAACGACGAUAAAGAACAUAAACAAGAAGUCCCGAAGAGGCUAACAGCUAGUGUGGUUUUCUGUCGUUUUCGUGUUUUGUUUUACUCUGAAUAAUCUUUGAGACCAACACAAGAGCUCAAGAUGGGAAAGCGACAGCACCAGAAAGACAAAAUGUACAUCACAUGUACAGAAUACACCAACUUUUAUGGAGGGAAGCGGGCAGAAAUCCCACAGGCGAACUUCAGACGGCUUCCAUUCGACCACUGCAGCUUGUCUCUUCAGCCGUUUGAGUAUCCUGUUUGUACUGAGGAGGGAGUCGUCUUUGACCUGCUGAGCAUUGUUCCAUGGAUCAAGAAGUACGGCACCAAUCCGGCCUCUGGAGAAAAACUGGAGGCGAAAGCCCUCAUCAAACUGAACUUUGCCAAGAACAACGAUGGAAAGUAUCACUGCCCUGUUCUCUACAACGUCUUCACAAAUAAUUCUCACAUCGUUGCCAACAAGGUCACCGGGAAUGUGUUUUCUUAUGAGGCUGUUGAGCAACUCAACAUCAAGACCAAAAGUUUUAAAGAUCUGCUGACCGAUGAACCUUUCACCAGAAAGGAUCUCAUCACGCUUCAGGACCCCACAAAUCUGGAUAAAUUCAACGUUUCUGACUUUUUCCACGUAAAAAACAACCUGAAAGUGUUGGAUCCAGAUGAGGAAAAGGCCAAGCAGGACCCGGCGUACCACCUGAAGAGCACCAAUCUGGAGACCAGGGAGACUCUGGCUGAACUUUACAAAGACUACAAGGGGGAUCAGCUGCUGGCUUCCACCAUGAAGGAGCCGCAGGCCAAGAAGACGGACAAACUAAACGCUGCCCACUACUCCACAGGCAGAGUUUCUGCCUCCUUCACAUCCACAGCCAUGACUCCUGCAACGACACAUGAAGCAGAUGCCAUCUCGGACGACACGGUGCGCUACCAGUACGUGAAGAAAAAAGGCUACGUCCGUCUGCACACCAACAAGGGAGAUCUGAAUCUGGAGUUGCACUGUGAUAAGGUUCCCAAAGCUGGUGAGAAUUUCAUCCGUCUUUGUAAAAAAGGCUACUACGAUGGGACGGUCUUCCACAGGUCCAUCCGGAAUUUCAUGAUUCAAGGAGGAGACCCCACAGGCACUGGCACAGGAGGCGAAUCCUUCUGGGGGAAACCUUUCAGGGAUGAGUUUCGGCCAAACUUAUCUCACACCGGCCGGGGGGUUCUCAGCAUGGCCAACUCGGGUCCAAACACCAACAAGUCUCAGUUCUUCAUCACAUUCCGGUCUUGUACCUACCUCGACAGGAAGCACACCGUCUUUGGCAGGAUUGUCGGUGGAUUCGAGACCCUCACGGCCAUGGAGAAUGUGGAGAGUGAUCCCAAAACAGACAAACCCAAGUCGGAGAUCAAGCUCAUCAGUACGACCGUGUUCGUCGACCCGUACGAAGAGGCUGACGCUGAGAUUGCAGCCGAGCGAGAAAAGGAGCUUCAGAAGCAGGAGGAGGAGAAGCAGCAGGCCAACAUCGCCCUGAAGAAAGCCAAGGAGGACCAGGCGCCGAAGACCUUCAAAGAAGGUGUCGGGAAAUACAUCAACCCUACCACAAUAAAACGCUCAGCUGCUGAAGACGACAGCGGUCCGUCCACCAGCGGAGUAGCAGCCAAGAAGUCCAAAGGGAAGAGCAGCUUCGGAGACUUCAGCUCCUGGUAGCACCGGCGCCUCCAGCAUUUACCAUUCUGAACUUUAACUGGUCAGCGUGACCGCGAGCAGAAAUAAUUUCAUCCGUACUCUAGAUUUUUGUAACGUCUGUCAUCUCUCAGUGGUGUUUGCAUCUUGUGAAUCUAUACAUUAAAGCUACUUUUUUCAUA
Stegastes partitus (bicolor damselfish) is the source of this 1865-nucleotide messenger RNA. RefSeq names its product peptidylprolyl isomerase (cyclophilin)-like 2 (gene ppil2). Lineage: Eukaryota; Metazoa; Chordata; Actinopteri; Pomacentridae. Gene Ontology annotation, cellular component: catalytic step 2 spliceosome. The transcript has 20 exons. Bases 130 to 1707 code for a protein of 525 amino acids. Gene Ontology annotation, molecular function: ubiquitin protein ligase activity; peptidyl-prolyl cis-trans isomerase activity. The record is from RefSeq and is a predicted model, not a curated record. Gene Ontology annotation, biological process: protein polyubiquitination; protein folding; protein peptidyl-prolyl isomerization.